Molecule: messenger RNA, 5070 nt
Organism: Scatophagus argus
Lineage: Eukaryota; Metazoa; Chordata; Actinopteri; Scatophagidae
Gene: tle5
Product: TLE family member 5, transcriptional modulator
Exons: 7
Coding region: 949-1536 (195 amino acids)
Biological process (GO): regulation of DNA-templated transcription; negative regulation of canonical Wnt signaling pathway
Cellular component (GO): transcription regulator complex; nucleus
Molecular function (GO): protein binding; transcription corepressor activity
Source: RefSeq, a predicted model, not a curated record
GCUGCACGGCGGCGCUCGCCGCUCAUCUAACCGUUAUGUUUCUUUGUGGGGCGUACAGCUCAGCAGUGUAGCGUCUACCUACCAGCUCCAGGAAUGGAUUGACUUUCUGAAGGUUCACCACCGCUGACAAAUCCACUCUUUCUCCUGUACUUCUCGGUUCAAGGGACAAACGUUCAGAGUCUAAGUCAAGCCUGGACUCAUUUUUAGUUUCAAGUUUAUUUGCUGUCUGUAGCGACUACGCAGAUUUAGUGGGGGUUUUUUUUUUCACUCGCGAGACUUAUUUGUGGCCGUUGGACGAAACGGGAUUCAACUUAAACGAACCCGCAGACAUUUUGUUAUUUCUGAGAAUUAGAUCGUCAUUUUCCUCAUACUUUUUCACCCGUGUAGUCGCAGCUGGUUGAAGAGAGCCAACUGAACGCUUUGAACGAUCACCGCAAGGCAAAGGCAGAGACCAUUACCCGCGGUUCGCCAGGCUCACCCAAACGCCUCUGUGUUCGUAACGUUAUUAAUUUACAUGCGUCGUGCUCGCAUCGCUGCCGCGUGUGCGCUGAGGCGGAAAGCUUGCAACAGCGAUGGAUCAUUUUGACUGACAGCUUUUGAAGAAUUAGCUAGCUUAGCCAGUAAAGGACCAGCGCUGAUGGUGGUUUCCUGCUCACAGACACAGUAAAUACGGGGUCGGGACAGGUACAGCUGAAUGGUCUUGCAUCACCCAGACAAGACACCGACUGUUUUACCUCGUUAAAGGCUGAAAAGUGCACCACUCAUAUCCAGCUUAAUUUUUUUGAGGGGGGUCGCUAGCUACCGUUAGCUAGUCAUCCUGCUAACGCUGGACAGCUCCUGUUUAAGGCUGGGCUAGCUUUGGACAAAGGACCAACGCAAGGAAAAAUAUAAACACAAGGCACUCAGUUGAUCGUGUUUGGGAAGGACAGCAACAGACAAGGAAUUGACAUGAUGUUUCCACAAUCAAGACACUCAGCUUCAUCGCAGCAGCUGAAAUUCACAACCUCCGACUCCUGUGACAGGAUCAAGGAUGAGUUUCAGUUCCUCCAAGCACAAUACCACAGUUUGAAGCUUGAGUGUGACAAGUUGGCCAGUGAGAAGUCAGAGAUGCAGCGCCAUUAUAUCAUGUACUAUGAGAUGUCCUAUGGGCUCAAUAUUGAGAUGCACAAACAGGCUGAGAUAGUGAAGAGAUUGAACGGGAUCUGUGCACAAGUCCUCCCUUACCUGUCUCAGGAGCACCAGCAGCAGGUCCUGGCGGCCAUAGAGAGGGCCAAGCAGGUCACCCCCCCAGAGAUGAACUCCAUCAUAAGGCAGCUCCAGGCUCACCAGCUGUCUCAGCUCCAGGGCCUGGCCCUGCCCAUGACCCCUCUGCCGCUGGGCCUGAGCCAGCCUACCCUCCCCGCUGUCACCACCUCCUCCGGUCUCUUCUCCCUGUCCUCUCUGCUGGCCUCCCAAGCCCAGCUGGCCAAGGAGGAGAAAGCGUCACGUGACGGAGUUGACAGCCAUCGUGAGGAGGACGGAGACAAGUCUGAUUAGAUGGUGUCCCCAUUCAGCUCAGAGACGUGAAUCCCCAAAUCUGAGUCCCUUUUGGCCUACAGCAUCUCCCCUGGUCUCCCUCUCUUUGACCUUAGCUAACAUGGGCUUAAAUCCCAUCACCGCAGCUCCAGCUAGAGACUCAUAACCAACUCCCAUUAUUGGGAGAGCUUUGGCACCUGCCCCUUGUCAAACUACUCCUUAUCUCCUCAUAUUUACUAUACUUGUGUUCUUUAUUGUCCCUGUCUGUAUCUUUUUUCAGACACUGUCUCUUUUUUGUACACAAUUAAGCUUCAGGAUUUUUGUUGUUGUUUUUUUUUUUUAAUCAGGAUGACUUUCUCUUUCUGUUCCUUUCUGCCUCCCUGUUGCUCUACCUCUCAGUUCUUAUUCUGGUUUAGUUUCUGGUUUUUUUUCCCCUCCAUGCCUCCCCCCACCUCUUGCUUCUGUUCUAAGCAGGUCCUUGUUAUGCAGGACUGAACUGUGAGACUGAACACCAUACUGUAGGUGUUAACACAGGGAUUCUUUGGCAAGCUGUAAAACUUGUCAAACAUAGCACAGGAUUCCUACAGACUUCACUUUCCUGAGAAAGAGGUCCUACAGAGGUCAGUAGUAUUGAUAUGUUUUGGCAGUUCAGAUUGCAUGCAUUUAUUCCAAGCUAAAAGUUGGCAUUUGAUUUUGAGUUCUGUUGAUUGUUAUGAAUCAGAUCAGAUCAAAAGUUUAAACAGUGCCCUCGUUGGUCCUUAAAGCAACACAUACAUCCCAACCAAAAACUGCAGCUUUGAGAGCAGUUUUUAACGAGAAGACAUCUCCAAAUGGCAAACUGGAGAUGUUGUGUGUAAUCCUACAUUUAUAUGGUGAAAAGGAAAAGCACCGUCUUUGGGCAGACUUCAUGCUGAGAGCUGUCAGACUAGAUAACAAACCCACCUUAGUAAGUAAUCCCUCGUUACUUGCUUUCCUCGCCCGAACCUGUGAGGUACAUCAGACAAAUCCACCCAGCACCUUAACUAAAAGGCAACAUUUUCAGCAGUACUUAAACUAACAGACAUACCACUUGACUCUUGCACCCUCCCACCACCUUUUUCAUCAUUGAUGUGCACUAAUAUUAGAGCAGGCACAGACCAGCGACAGUGUGCAUGUUGUGUGUUUGACAGCAGAGGGCAGUGUGUGUCUUUGAAGAAUCCUUCUAACUGGGUUCAGGUCCUAGCAAAACAAGGACGGGACAAUGACAGAGCACAGGCUGUGUCACAAGGGGAAAGUCUUAUUUAUCUACUCUUUGUGUGUACAAACUUAAUACACAGAGAGUAGACUGGUGACAUUAAGCUCUGCAUGUGGUCAGUCCCAGUCUCUGUCCUGAUCCAGUUCUUGAGAAAUGGUUUGUGAUCUAUUUUAAGCUCAAUAUGAAACAGAAACACAACCGGGCCCAUGCUUUUGAUCCCGUCUGUAAAUUUUAAUACUGUACAUUUUGAUUCACUGUACAUAUUCACAUCUGUCACAUAUCAGACAAACACUGCAUUAUACCGAUGACUUAACACAAACAUACAACACUUCUGCUUCUUCUCCAUGACCUAACAAAAUUAAAGCCUCUGGUCAGAUGGAAGUGGGGUGAAACUGUGCUGGCAGUAAUCUUGACGUCAACAAAAUGUGGCUGCUUUUAAAAUCUCUUCUGAAUUUCCCGCAUUUGGGGCGUACUGGUAGCCUCGUGAUUGAAACCAAUUUGGGUAACGUCCCCAGUCGCAGCGUCCCCAGUUUCACGGCAGCAGGAGACCUUUGCUGCAGACUAAUGCCCCAUUUAAUUACUUGGGUUUAAUUACUUAACGAUGAAUUUUGGUGUGAGGCAAACGUGUUCGCUUCAUUUCAGGCACUUCUGUAUUAUUAAGAGCCAAGUCAGAUAUAUUAGAGCUUUCAUAAAAAUCACAGCUUCCCAGUCCUAACUGCCACUAGAAGUGAGGGACAUGUCACCGACAGAGUCCGAAUAAGAGGUCUGAGACGCCAGUGUAAGUGGACAAUGUAGGGGCUUUGACCAGGCCAGUAGCAGCCAAAAUGUCCCCACUAAAUGUCUUCUUUCUACCGGCUGAGUUGAAAAUGACAUUUUUGCCAGCACACAUUUCCAGCACAGGUAUCCUCAGUGAUAAUCAAACCCCUGUCCUUAGUGCUGUCGACCCACAAAAAAAAAAUUUGUUAUUGACUACGAGUCGACUGUGGUGGCCCCUUUUUGUCUGAGCGUCGAUAUGAAGACAGCCUGUGUACGAAGUUGAUGCAGACAAAGCCGACACACUCAUAGACACAGUAACACACACACACACAGCGUUUCUUAGCCUCCUCUCUCUGUUUUAAUGUGUGCACUGUGAGAGUGAAUUGAAAAAUGCUACUCCCUGGCAUGAUGAUGACAAAGCCCCUUUUCUUUUUCUUUUUUUUUUUUUAUUGUUGAAGGCAUACGGAAAGCAAAAAUAUACAAAUGGCAGAAUAAAACCCCUCUAAAAGUUGAGAUGACAUCCCGUUUGUGACAUUGGUGCGAUGGCUUUUUCACCGAUGCCCAUUGCUGUGUAUGUAUGUGAAUACAUAAACAAGACGUGUAUAAACAGUUGUACAGGUUUGGUCGUCGAUGAUGAACCAUGGAGAUAAAAUGCAUCCCUGCUCUCACUCCAGCUAAAGCUAACAUGCUACCCGGCUUGUGAAUUAAGCUCGCAGCACAUCGUCGUCCCAUCCAGCCACACACUGUAUGUAUCUAGCUACAUACUGUACUCGUUGUAGUGAUAUGCAGAGCGUGUAGACAAAGCGAGACACACACACACAUACACAUACACACCAGUGCAUGUCAGCAGGGGAACGGAGAUUGAUUUUUGUUUUUUCUAGUGGAGACAUUUUGUUUUUAAAGAAUGUUUGGUCCAAACUUUCUGUGAUCAAUGCACUUGUUUUUUUUUUUUUAUUUUCCUCUUCUUUGUUUUGAAAUAUUAAUCGAUAUGAACUAGAACGAGAAUUACAAAGCUGACGUUAUAAACAUACAGAUGAAAUUCUAUGUAUUUGUUAAAGUAGUUGGAGGUGCUCGCCUCUGUAUACAGUUAUACAUAGAAAGCUUUAUGUGUAUAUAGCUGCAUCUUUUCUUGUCUGUCCUGGAUGAUUCUUGUGCUAUUGUGUUACAAAACUGAUGUGACACCGGGGGGAAACUGCAGUACAUUGACCUUUUGCCCUUUGAGCCCUUUUUUCUUCUUUGAGUGCCCUAAACCCUUUUACUCCGACGUCUCAUCCCUCCUUUCCAACUCUUUGCCCCCAUAGCGUGAAGCAUUGUAAACGUUUUGAGCUUUGUAAAGGUCUUUUUUUAAAUACUUAUUUUGUGCAUAAUGUAAAACCUUAAAGUGUGUACUUUGGCAAAAAGAAAUGUUUUGUGUCUGAAAUCAUAGCUUCAUUGAAACAAAACAACAAAAAAAGAAACUAUAAAAAGUACAACAAACACUUACUAUAAAUAAUAUGAAAUGUUCUGCAGUAAGGAAGGAAGGACUUCUGGUGCCUUACAAAUAAAGUCAAUCAAAUCAUUAGAAA